Vicia faba (fava bean) is the source of this 1080-nucleotide messenger RNA. The record is from the annotation of a GenBank genome assembly. NCBI's taxonomy places the organism in Eukaryota, Viridiplantae, Streptophyta, Magnoliopsida, Fabales, Fabaceae.
AUGACCAACGACAACAAGCCAGUUUUCAGCGUAGUUGAUCUUUCUUCGGCUCUCAAUGAUGAUGCCCAUGCUCAACUGAUUAACGCUCUCAAGGGUUUGAAUGGGCAGCCCUUGGAUGUUCUUGGAAGUCUAUCUCUAUCCCCCAUUGUCAGGAAACGUGUCGAGGUUCUCAGGGAGAUUCAGAGUGCACAUGAUGAACUGGAGGCAAAGUUUUUUGAGGAGAGAGCAGCUCUUGAAGCCAAAUACCAAACUUUGUAUCAACCAUUGUAUGCUAAGCGCUAUGAAAUUGUGAAUGGUGUUGCUGAAGUGGCACCGGUACCAAUUGAAACUGCUGUUGAUAUAGCUGAAGAGAAAGGGGUGCCAUCUUUCUGGCUCAUUGCUUUGCAAAACAAUGAUGUGGUAACUGGAGAGAUUACGGAGCAUGAUGAGGAAGCUUUGACAUUUCUGAAAGACAUCAAGUGGUCGAAGCUCCAAGAGCAAAAAGGAUUCAAGCUCGAGUUCUUUUUCGAUACUAAUCCAUAUUUUUCAAACUCAGUCUUGACUAAAACAUAUCACAUGGUGGACGAGGACGAGCCCAUACUGGAGAGGGCUAUUGGGACUGUAAUAAAUUGGUUACCUGGGAAGUGUUUGACCGAGCAGACUCUAACAAAGAAGUCAAAGAAGGGCUCGAAGAAUGCAAAACCAACUACAAAAACUGAAACCUGUGAUAGUUUCUUCAACUUUUUCAGUCCUCCAGAAGUCCCUGAAGAUGAUGUGGUCCUUGAUGAAGAAGUGGCUGAGGAUCUCCAAAAUGAGAUGGAGCUGGACUAUGACAUCGGGUCAACUAUCCGAGAGAAGAUCAUCCCCCAUGCUGUUUCAUGGUUUACUGGGGAGGCAGGAGACGACGAUGAUGAAACUGAUGAUGAUGACGAUGAGUAUGAUAUGGAUGAAGAUGACGACGAUGAAGAGGAAGAUGAUGAUGAAGAAUCUGAGGAUGGGGCUGAGACUGAAAAGAUGUUGUCAAUAACUAAGAAGGGCGGGAUAGCGCAGUCCGGUGAUGGUCAGCAGGGUGAAAGACCAGCAGAGUGCAAGCAGCAGUGA